Cyprinus carpio (common carp) is the source of this 2447-nucleotide messenger RNA. Its product is annotated as guanine nucleotide-binding protein G(i) subunit alpha-1-like. Gene Ontology annotation, biological process: adenylate cyclase-modulating G protein-coupled receptor signaling pathway. NCBI's taxonomy places the organism in Eukaryota, Metazoa, Chordata, Actinopteri, Cypriniformes, Cyprinidae. The record is from RefSeq and is a predicted model, not a curated record. Gene Ontology annotation, cellular component: heterotrimeric G-protein complex. Gene Ontology annotation, molecular function: G-protein beta/gamma-subunit complex binding; GTP binding; GTPase activity.
CCAGUGAUCUCGCCACUUUUACAGCAGUAGGAGAAGCGGAGCGUGAGACUGGGCGUUAAUGACUCAAUUUUCACGUUAUUUUUAAUCAACCAUGGCCGUCAAGGCACUCGACUGAUUACUGAAAGCCUCCGGUUUUAUUUUUUGUUAACAUUAGAAACUCCAGCGCGUGGAAAACUCGAGUUUGAAGAGCCUGCGCGUGUGAAAGAGUUGGGCGUGAGGCGUCGUCGGGGUGGCUGCCUCAUUUAAACCACUUGUGCAUGAGAGUUCUUUCUUCCUCGCAUUUGUUUUUUUCAACUUCUUUGACUUCUUAUAUCGUUCGAAACUCCAGAAAGAUGGGGUGCACCCUGAGCUCGGACGACAAGAGCGCCCAGGAGAGGAGUAAAAUGAUUGACAAAAACCUGCGGGAUGAUGGAGAGAAAGCGUCGCGAGAGGUCAAGCUGCUGCUGCUGGGGGCUGGUGAAUCUGGAAAGAGUACAAUUGUCAAACAGAUGAAGAUCAUCCAUGAAGCAGGCUACUCAGAGGAAGAGUGCAAACAGUUCAGAGCAGUGGUCUACAGCAACACUAUCCAGUCCAUCAUCGCCAUCAUAAGGGCCAUGGGUCGCCUGAAGAUUGACUUUGCGGAUCCUGGGCGGGCUGAUGAUGCAAGGCAGCUGUUUGUGCUGGCCGGCUCUGCAGAUGAGGGAUACAUGACGAGCGAGCUGUCAGGAAUCAUCCUGCGGCUGUGGAAGGAUGGUGGUGUUCAGGCUUGUUUCAGUCGCUCCAGAGAGUACCAGCUCAAUGACUCUGCCUCAUACUAUCUGAAUGACCUAGACAGAAUAUCCAGUCCUUCCUAUGUCCCAACUCAGCAAGAUGUCCUGAGGACCAGGGUGAAGACAACUGGUAUUGUAGAAACCCACUUCACUUUCAAGGAUCUUCACUUCAAAAUGUUUGAUGUGGGCGGCCAGAGAUCCGAGAGAAAGAAAUGGAUCCACUGUUUUGAGGGAGUGACCGCCAUCAUCUUCUGCGUGUCUCUCAGUGACUAUGACCUCGUUUUGGCUGAAGAUGAGGAAAUGAACCGAAUGCAUGAGAGUAUGAAACUAUUUGACAGCAUCUGCAACAACAAGUGGUUCACGGAUACUUCCAUCAUCCUGUUUCUCAACAAGAAGGAUCUGUUUGACGAAAAGAUAAAAAGAAGCCCACUUACGAUUUGUUUCCCUGAGUAUACUGGAUCCAGCACGUAUGAGGAUGCAGCUGCUUACAUUCAGUGUCAGUUUGAGGACCUGAAUAAGAAGAAGGACACCAAGGAGAUCUACUCCCACUUCACCUGCGCCACCGACACCAAGAACGUGCAGUUUGUCUUUGACGCCGUCACUGACGUCAUCAUCAAAAACAACCUUAAGGACUGUGGGCUCUUCUAAAACAAGCCAUCUCACUGUGUGACUGCGAGUGGCCUGAUGUGAAAUCUUUGGGAGAACUAGAGCAGGAGGAAGGUCAACCAUGAACCUGAAUGUUGAAUGCAUUACUUAACUGUAUAUUUAUGUUCUCCAAACAUUUUAGGUUUUUUUUUUUUAGUGCGUUUUAGGGAGGGGAAAAAAAGAGCAUUUUGUGUAAAAUAUUUGUACAACUAAUUGUUGCUGAAAUUUUUCACCAUUAUUAGACGUUGAUUUACAGGCCCUUUUUAAGGGUAUUUUUCAAUCAAAGGGAUUUGGGGAACAUUAUUUAGUCUCUUUCUGUCUUUAAGGUCAUGUGCCUUUUAGUUAAUGUUGCGUGCUUUUUUUCCCCCACUUCAGCUAAGUUACUUAUGAACCAGCUGAUAUUUAUCCACACGGCUUUAAUCUGUUCAAUAGUAGUCUAGACAAUGAAAGCUAGAUAUUUUGAGACCAAAAACCUGUGGUUGAUCUCAGAGCUGUGAAUUCAGUGGGAAAAAUCCAAGCAUGUCUGAACCUCAGAAUAGUUCUGAAAAUCCUUGUGCUGAUCUGAGCGCAGCCGUCAUUACCAGCGAAGUGUGUGCGUUGUCAGAUUUGCCUGUGAUUGGAAUGAUGGAAAAACUGUGGUGAGCCUGAAAUUUGCUGAUGAAUUGGUUCAUCUGCACCUGCAAAUCAUGAACUGUUUUAAUGGAGAACUUGGCAAAAGGUCAACAUUUUGCAUUAAUAGGCAAUUUUUUAUUGAUCAAAGGGAACCAUUUUUGAAUCCAUUAAAAGGGACCAAAGAAUUUCUCUUCAGAAUUUCUAUAACAAUUUUUGCACAUACCCAUGUUACAUAACACAUGAUUUGACAACCUGUACAAUGUAAUGUCAUAUAGAAGCCCUCAGUAGGAGUCUUCUCUAAUAGUAACAUGGUCAAUUAAACUGGUUUUAAAUUUAACAUCCCUUAAAUGUAGGUUCUCAUUGGAUGGGGACAGAUGUUGACUUAUAUUCGCUAUUUUGCUAAUAAAAAUGCUGUUGAAAUAACAGCAUCCUGAAAUAAGA